Messenger RNA from Rosa chinensis, 597 nucleotides. RefSeq lists its product as uncharacterized. Lineage: Eukaryota; Viridiplantae; Streptophyta; Magnoliopsida; Rosales; Rosaceae. The transcript has a single exon. Bases 27 to 431 code for a protein of 134 amino acids. The record is from RefSeq and is a predicted model, not a curated record.
GUAGCUCCAUACCUAUACAAUCAAACAUGGCAGCAGAGAAAGUAGGAGGCAUUGUGAAGAAAGGCCACGAGGAAGGCCAAAAAUUAGCCACCUCAAUCCUCCAACAAUUCCAACUUCCUCAAGGAAUUCUUCCACUGGCCGAAGUCAUUGAAGUUGGAUUCGUGGAGAGCACCGGGUACGUGUGGAUUGUGCAAGCGAAGAAGGUCGAGCAUGAGUUCAAGAUGAUUAGCAAGCUUGUGAGCUAUGACACUGAAAUAACGGGCUACGUCGAGAAGAAGAGGAUCAAGAAACUCAAGGGAGUGAAGGCCAAGGAGCUCAUGCUGUGGCCUCCAGUGAGUGAGAUCACAGUUGAUGAGCCACCCACUGGGAAGAUUCACUUUAAGAGCCUUGCUGGGAUCACUAAGACCUUCCCUGUUGAGGCAUUUGCUUAAUAUGUAUGUAUGCAUAUACAUAUAUAAGUUAUGCCCAAAUUGCUGUUCUUGUUCAAGUCCCUACUACAUAUGUGGCUAUUUAGCUGAAGUGAGAUGAUAUAUCAAUUGGAAUUAUCUUGUAUAUAUCUCUGGAUAUAUAGAGAGAAUAAAUCAUUAUCUGGAGGAA